Molecule: messenger RNA, 981 nt
Organism: Plasmodium vivax (malaria parasite P. vivax)
Lineage: Eukaryota; Apicomplexa; Aconoidasida; Haemosporida; Plasmodiidae
Exons: 2
Source: RefSeq, a predicted model, not a curated record
AGAACCUGCACUUGUGAAACCUGCACCUGCAAAACCCGUAGCGGCAAAACCUAAAGAAACAGUAUCUGAAGAAAAAUCAGCUGAAAGGGAAGAAGUUGAAGAGGAAGCAAAUGAAGAUGAAACAGCAGAAGGGUUAACAGUUGAAGAGGUAACAACUGAAGAGGUAGUAGCUGAAAUGCCAAGUACUAUGCAACAUGAAGAAGCCUUAGGAUCACAGCCAGUAGAGAGCGUUGAACAGGGUGUCCAUGCGAUAUCAUCUUAUACUACAGAGCCUGCAAGCAACGCACUUCCUCUAACAAUUGCGGAUUCCACUAAUACAUUAAGGACUACACAUGAAGAGUUAGACUCAAAUUUUUUUCGUAACGUCAUCAUGGCCAUUGCAGUACUUGGAACGAUUUUCUUUCUUUUCUACUACAACAGGUCUUCUCGAUUAGAAUCAAGUUUACGCAAAAAAAAACGGAAAAAGGGAAAGAUAUUUGAGCAUAAUUAUUACGAAGAGUAUGAAAAAGAGUUAGAAAUGUAUGGUUCUGAGGAAACAUUUUUAGAUUCUGAAACGGAUCGAUUAUAUUUGAAUUACCACCCUGAUCAAGACUCAUAUUAUUAAUUAUGUAUGGUGAAAACAUAUAUAAUAGUUAUUAUAAUAGGAAAUUUUAGUGAAACCUAUUUUGUAUUUAUUAUUAUUAGACAUAGUAAAACGAAAACGAUGAUAUAUAUAGAAAUUGUACUAGUUCUUAUGAAAUUUAAAAAUCAUCCAAAUGUUUUACCUAUCACGAGAAUAUUUGGAAGAUAUUAAAUUAUGGAAGUAAUACAAAUGUUUAAAAAAUUAUAUUAUUAAAUAAAAUAGUAUGUUUUUGAUUUAUGUAUUAUUUAAAUAUCAGCAAUAUUAUAGUGAUUAAAAAAAAAAUAUAAUGAAUAAUAUAAAAUAAAUAUAUGUCCAUUAUAUGUGAUACAAAUAUCAUUUAAUAAAAAAAUCUACAAGAA